Capra hircus (goat) is the source of this 2564-nucleotide messenger RNA. RefSeq names its product DNA replication regulator and spliceosomal factor (gene SMU1). Bases 101 to 1642 code for a protein of 513 amino acids. Gene Ontology annotation, biological process: mRNA splicing, via spliceosome. Gene Ontology annotation, molecular function: protein binding. NCBI's taxonomy places the organism in Eukaryota, Metazoa, Chordata, Mammalia, Artiodactyla, Bovidae. The record is from RefSeq and is a predicted model, not a curated record. Gene Ontology annotation, cellular component: precatalytic spliceosome. The transcript has 12 exons.
CGAGCGGAAGUGACGUACGUGAGUCGCCGGAGGUGGCGUUGGUGCGUUGCGCGGCUGGGCCUGAGAGUGGAGUGGAGCCUGCGCCCGGAAAGACAGCGCUAUGUCGAUCGAAAUCGAGUCCUCCGAUGUGAUCCGGCUCAUUAUGCAGUACCUCAAGGAGAACAGUCUACAUCGGGCGCUAGCCACCUUGCAGGAAGAGACAACUGUGUCUCUGAAUACAGUGGACAGCAUUGAGAGUUUUGUGGCUGACAUUAAUAGUGGCCAUUGGGAUACUGUUUUACAGGCUAUACAGUCUCUGAAAUUGCCAGACAAAACCCUCAUUGACCUCUAUGAACAGGUUGUUUUGGAAUUGAUAGAGCUCCGAGAAUUGGGUGCUGCCAGAUCUCUUCUGAGACAGACUGACCCCAUGAUCAUGUUAAAACAAACACAGCCAGAGCGGUAUAUUCAUCUGGAAAACCUCUUGGCCAGGUCUUAUUUUGAUCCUCGAGAGGCCUACCCCGAUGGCAGUAGCAAAGAGAAGAGAAGAGCAGCCAUUGCCCAGGCCUUAGCUGGGGAAGUCAGUGUGGUGCCUCCAUCUCGUCUCAUGGCAUUGCUGGGUCAGGCAUUGAAGUGGCAGCAGCACCAAGGAUUGCUUCCUCCUGGCAUGACCAUAGAUUUGUUCAGAGGCAAAGCAGCUGUCAAAGAUGUAGAAGAAGAAAAGUUUCCUACACAGCUGAGCAGGCAUAUUAAGUUUGGUCAGAAAUCACAUGUGGAGUGUGCUCGAUUUUCUCCAGAUGGUCAAUAUCUGGUUACUGGGUCUGUUGACGGAUUCAUUGAAGUAUGGAACUUUACGACUGGAAAAAUCAGAAAGGAUCUUAAGUACCAGGCACAGGAUAACUUUAUGAUGAUGGAUGAUGCUGUUCUCUGUAUGUGCUUCAGCAGAGAUACAGAAAUGUUAGCAACUGGUGCCCAAGAUGGAAAAAUCAAGGUAUGGAAGAUUCAGAGUGGACAGUGUUUAAGGAGAUUUGAAAGGGCACACAGCAAAGGUGUCACCUGUCUAAGCUUCUCUAAGGAUAGCAGUCAGAUCCUUAGUGCCUCUUUUGACCAGACAAUUAGAAUUCAUGGUUUAAAAUCUGGAAAAACCCUGAAGGAAUUCCGUGGCCAUUCCUCCUUUGUUAAUGAAGCAACCUUUACACAGGAUGGACAUUAUAUUAUCAGUGCAUCCUCUGAUGGCACUGUAAAGAUCUGGAACAUGAAGACCACAGAAUGUUCAAAUACCUUUAAAUCCUUGGGCAGCACUGCUGGGACAGACAUCACUGUCAACAGUGUGAUCCUGCUUCCUAAAAACCCAGAGCACUUUGUGGUUUGUAACAGAUCCAACACAGUGGUCAUCAUGAACAUGCAGGGACAGAUUGUCAGAAGCUUCAGCUCUGGUAAGAGAGAAGGUGGUGACUUUGUUUGCUGUGCCCUCUCUCCCCGUGGCGAAUGGAUCUACUGUGUAGGGGAGGACUUUGUGCUUUACUGCUUCAGCACAGUCACUGGCAAACUGGAGAGAACUUUGACAGUUCACGAGAAGGAUGUGAUUGGUAUUGCACAUCACCCUCAUCAGAACCUGAUUGCUACUUACAGUGAAGAUGGACUGCUAAAGCUCUGGAAACCCUAAUUCAGCUUCUCUUUUAAACUAGCUUGAGAGCAUGUACUUAAAAUGAAGACAUACUCAUGUGUUGCUUUUUUUUUUUUUAAGGCCAGCUUUUCUAAGCAAAUCGUCUGAAUUAGGCACAAGAAUAAUUUUGUGAAAAUUCAUAAAAAUUUAAGUAGCAGUUAUCAUUUUUUAUAUAUUUUCCAAGGUAUUCACUCUAACUGGGGCAGUCACUUAAUGCUGUCAAUAAUCUUUUACCUGAAGAGCGAAAUACUGGUAUUCCUAGGGAAAAACUGUACUCCUUUGAUUAUUUGAAAUGCUUUGAUUGAAAUGGGUUUCCUGCAGUAAAACUUGUAAAUAAGGAACUAUCCUAAAUUCAUUAGCUGUUUACUAUCCCACCUUUAAAAAAAAAAAAAAAAGAUGUUAAUAAACUUUACACCUUUCUGGAGGCUUUGUUUUUAAAUGUAAAUAAAUGCCUAUCUAGCUAACGCAUUUACUUAGAAUCAGAUAUUAUCAUCCCUGAAGUCAGCUUCCCAUAGGAUCUCAUUUUCACUGCCCUCCCCCGGGGCAUUCAUUUUUUAACUAAUUGCAGGAUCCACUAGGAGAAUUCAGUUUUGGCAUAUCUCCUUUGUAUGCAGAGGUUUUUGCAUUGAAAAUAUGCUGCUGUUCAAGGAAAAAAAAAAUUUAGAAAACAACUCAACAAUAUUUUGCGUAUGGGUCUUUUCUGUUUCAACUGAUGUAUGUGGAAUGCCUAUGUUGAUGUGUGAAGAUACUGUGCUGGGUACCAUUUCAAGAAAGUGAGCUUAUUUAUGGAGGCCUUUUAUGCCCCAUUUCCCCAGUUAGUAGGUACAGGUGAACGAGGAGAAUUUUGCAGUCUUAAAAACCUGUGUCACUUGAAAUACAGCCUGAUCUGUAUUAAAGAUGAGCAAUGCCUAGCACGUAAAAA